This is a messenger RNA of Fomitiporia mediterranea MF3/22, 1595 nucleotides long. RefSeq lists its product as uncharacterized. The transcript has 5 exons. The record is from RefSeq and is a predicted model, not a curated record. Bases 910 to 1149 code for a protein of 79 amino acids. Lineage: Eukaryota; Fungi; Basidiomycota; Agaricomycetes; Hymenochaetales; Hymenochaetaceae.
ACAUUACGGUAAUGAAAUCAGACAAGGCGGUCGAACUGUUUCACCUCUCUCAGAUCAUCACAACGAGGCAGUCUCAUCCGCCGAUCUCGCAACAUGAAACACCCUGAUCAGCCUUCCCAGACUGUAAACUCAACCUCCUCUAUACACAACAAAACAGAAUACAGAGAAUGAAAAAAGGGGACAGUGGGAGUAUAUUCUGAUCAGUCGGCCUGAGCCGUAAAUGCAGGGAACUCGUUCCUCGCUCUAAAUGCGCAUCUCGCAGCACGUUCAGUUGUUCAGCUGGUCAAGCAGCACACCACUCGGAUAACUUUAUACAGUUAGGUCAGGCUCAGCAGUCUCUCUACAUGUCUCUCGCUCCUGGUUAUUUUAUUCUGCGUGCUUAAACAGACUGUAAUGUUCGCCGAGAAGCCCGUGUAGCACGCAGUGUUCGGACAAUUAUUGGUAACCUGGAACGAUCAGCAAACCCUCAUUUAAGCAUUGUGCACCACGGCUCGUUGUCCACGACUGACGCGGAUGCCAUGGACAGCAGGUAGAGCCCGUGAAAGUGCCAUCAGACAUCCUCGAUAUGGCGGAACCCGAAUUGUUCAUGAAAUCACAAUCAUACUUCAUGAAUGGUAGAAACAUGAUAUAAGCGAUCCCAAGUCAGACGGACAUUGGGGCAGAUGGUUGCUUUUGAUUGGGGUUGUUCACCAAGGUAGUCGAAAUGAAAACAAAUUUCGUCUACAUUAAAUGUGCUUGCACCGCACAGAGUAGCCGCUCAAGAACAUCUGUAUCAGAGCGCCCAGGUAGAAUGGUCCCUUCAUCCCGGAGGCCUAAAAGCCUGGAUACUUCUAGCAACUAUGAUUUCCUGUUCCCUAUGCACGACAUUGAUCAAAUUUUAGUCUAGCGAUUGGCUGUGCCAAAUGAAAAAUGGACUGCCGCUCCCUUCCGCCCGCCUUCCGCUCCGCAUUAUGGAACGUGGGAGCCCAAAAGUCAGACGCAAAGACCACCAGUGAUAUCAGCGGCAGUGUACGUCAUGAACGCCUGUUUCAGCUCUCGUCCACACAUGGCUUGAACUCUGUUCCGUACCUGUAUGAUAUGCAUGCUUUUCUAUUUCUCUCUCCCUUCCUAAACAAGGAAGUCCGCGGAGAAAACUAUAUGCGUAGCUGACAGAAGAAUGGACCCUUCCUUCAUUGAGAGUUGAUCUUAGGCCUGGAUAGCGACAACUUGCCAAAAUCCCUUCGAAGGCGCUAUCGGCGGACGACGCGACAAUAUGUCCGAGAUCGUGAUCGGGCUCGCGUCGUCCAGGGGCGAGAUUUAUUGAGAUUCACUUGCCUAUUUUUGCUUCCGUCAACCAUUCAUCAACUCAUUCAUCAGCCAGAGAUCACAACUGCUAGCCUUCCCUGGCAUGUUGAAGUUUUGCUCGACUUGUAUACUCCUUGCUUGUACGCGCUCCGGAAUUAUCAAGCACAUAGAGUCUCUAUUCUUGCCACAGCCAAAAAUGCAAUUCUGAGGGAAUCCGACGCCACUCGUUUGCUCGGAGAAUGGGGGGACAGAGCACCGAAUUUCGUACACAGUAUUACGGACAGCAGUCUGCUCCGACUUCCGAUUUUGCC